CGCGGCUGAUUCGAUGGUGUUGCUCUCUCUGUUGCCACCCGCUAUUUCUUUUUCCGGGUAUCUCCUCCGUGUAGGAUGGAGGGAAUCGCUCGGCGGCGCCAUCACGGCAUCUUGGCCCCGCUCCUUCCGUUUCGAUAGACAGUUCAUUCAGACUCGCUUGUGUUGUAGCUUGAAAACUAGAGAUAGUGAUAUAAAGAAAGCCGCAAAACAGUCCGAAAUUAUUUUCUUAGGCACAGGAACCAGUGAAGGCAUCCCUCGAGUUAGCUGCCUCACAAAUCCCUUAAAAAACUGCAUGGUCUGCCAAAAAGCAACUGAGCCCAGAAAUAAAAAUAGGAGACGCAACACAAGCAUCCUAAUUCGUUAUGCUAAUGAUAAUGGAAGAUUUAACAUUCUUGUUGAUGCUGGCAAAUUUUUCUACCACAGUGCUUUGACGUGGUUUCCUAUUUUCGGGUUGAGAAACAUUGAUGCAGUCAUUAUUACUCAUUCUCAUGCUGAUGCAAUAGGAGGUCUUGAUGAUCUUCGUGAUUGGACAAACAAUGUCCAGCCAUUCAUCCCAAUUUAUGUGGCUAAGCAUGAUUUUGAGGUUAUGAAAAUGACUCAUUACUACUUGGUGGAUACUAGUGUUGUUUUAGAAGGUGCUGCAGUCUCAGAGUUACAAUUUAAUAUAAUCAAAGAGGAGCCAUUUAUUGUGCACAAUCUCAAGAUAACCCCUUUACCUGUCUGGCAUGGCCAAGGAUAUCGUUCCCUUGGUUUCCGAUUUGGCGAUGUCUGCUAUAUAAGUGAUGUUAGUGAGAUACCUGAAGAAACAUAUUUGCUACUCAAGAACUGCGACUUACUUAUUCUGGACGCACUAAGACCGGAUCGUUCUUCGUCAACACAUUUUGGACUACCUAGGGCUUUAGAAGAGGUUCGAAAAAUUAGACCAAAAAGAACUCUCUUUACUGCAGGCAUGAUGCAUCUAAUGGAUCAUGAAAAAAUAAGUGAAGAUCUUGCAAAGUUGAAGAAAUUGGAGGGUCUUGAUUUGCAGUUGAGUUAUGAUGGUCUGACUGUACCAGUGAAUCUAUAAGCUAUGUCAAUUUUUGUUUGUGUUUAACAUUCCUUUUUCCCUUUCUAAUUUUUUUUUACAGACUCACUAUUAUAUAGGCUGAUUCCCCGAUGUUA
Messenger RNA from Dendrobium catenatum, 1161 nucleotides. Its product is annotated as putative hydrolase C777.06c. The record is from RefSeq and is a predicted model, not a curated record. The transcript has 12 exons. The coding region runs from base 14 to 1066 and encodes 350 amino acids. NCBI's taxonomy places the organism in Eukaryota, Viridiplantae, Streptophyta, Magnoliopsida, Asparagales, Orchidaceae.